AUGGGGACGCGCCUCCUGCUGCUGCUGCUGCUGCUAGGGCUCUCCUUGCUGCUGGGCUUCCUGCAAGCUCUAGAAUGUUUCCAGUGUCACCGAGUCAACGCCAGCGGGGUUUGCGAGAGCGGGGAAAGCUUCUGCCAGACUCAAGGCAGCCAGCAGUGCUUCCUGAGGAAGGUCUACGAAGGUGACAGGUUCCUGUAUGGAUACCAGGGCUGUGGGGACCUGUGUCUCCCCAUGUCUUUCUUCAGACAAAAUGCUCGAGUGGAUUUUGUGUGCUGCAGUGACUCAUCUUUCUGUAACAAGCUUUAG
Molecule: messenger RNA, 306 nt
Organism: Eubalaena glacialis (North Atlantic right whale)
Lineage: Eukaryota; Metazoa; Chordata; Mammalia; Artiodactyla; Balaenidae
Product: protein PIP-1-like
Exons: 3
Coding region: 1-306 (101 amino acids)
Molecular function (GO): acetylcholine receptor inhibitor activity
Source: RefSeq, a predicted model, not a curated record